Oryza brachyantha (malo sina) is the source of this 3298-nucleotide messenger RNA. Its product is annotated as vacuolar sorting protein 18. The record is from RefSeq and is a predicted model, not a curated record. Gene Ontology annotation, biological process: vesicle-mediated transport; organelle fusion; intracellular protein transport. The transcript has 23 exons. The coding region runs from base 52 to 3045 and encodes 997 amino acids. NCBI's taxonomy places the organism in Eukaryota, Viridiplantae, Streptophyta, Magnoliopsida, Poales, Poaceae. Gene Ontology annotation, cellular component: endosome; HOPS complex. Gene Ontology annotation, molecular function: protein-macromolecule adaptor activity.
GCCUCUCCGACGAGCUCGCGGCGACCGGCCGGCGAGGCGACUCCGACGAGGAUGGACGCCUCCGCCUUCGCCCCCGGCGGGCAGCUCUUCUCCGUCGACCCCCUCGAGCGGCACGCCGCGAGGGGCCACGGGGUGGUCACCUCCAUGGCCGCCGGCAGCGACGUCAUCGUCCUCGGCACCUCCCGCGGCUGGCUCGUCCGCCACGACUUCUCCUUCGAGGACGCCCACGAUCUCGACCUCGGGAGCGGCCGCUCCGGCGAGCACUCCGUGCACCGCGUGUUCCUCGAUCCCGGCGGUAAGCACUGCGUCGCCACGGUGAUCCACCCGGGGGGCCCCGAGACGUACUACCACCACGCCAGGUGGCCGCGCCCCAGGCUGCUCCCCCGCCUCCGUAACUCCCUCGUCAAUGCCGUCGCUUGGAACCGCCAAACCAUCACUGAAGCCUCGACGAAGGAGAUGAUCCUGGGGACAGAGGAUGGGCAGAUCUUCGAGGUGGCAGUAGAUGAAGCCGACAAGAAGGAGAAGUAUGUCAAGUUCCUCUUUAAGCUCUCUGAACUGGAAGAGGGCAUCAAGGGCCUGCAGAUGGAGACCACCAUGGUUGGGAACGCCACAAGGUUCUAUGUGAUGGCUGUCACGCCGACACGCCUGUACUCAUUCACAGGCAUAGGUUCAUUGGAAACUGUUUUUGCUAGCUAUUCUGAUCGUGCGAUACACUUUAUGGAGCUCCCAGGAGAUAUUCCAAGUAGUGAAUUACAUUUCUUUAUCAAGCAAAGAAGAGCUAAACAUUUUGGAUGGCUCUCUGGUUCUGGAAUUUACCAUGGUGAACUUAAUUUUGGAGCUCAACACAGCUCUACUAGUGGGGAUGAGAACUUCGUCGAAAAUAAAGGUUUUUUUGACUACUCAAAAUUGGGAGAAUCUGGCACCAAGCCAAGGUCAUUUGCAUUGUCUGAAUUCCACUUUCUGCUUCUGAUAAGGGACAAGAUUAAGGUAGUGAAUAGAAUCAGUCAGCAAAUAGUGGAGGAACUUAUAGUUGAUAAUUCACCAGAAAUUUCAAAAGGAAUCAUUGGACUUUGUAGUGAUGCAUCAACUGGGCUUUUCUAUGCAUACGACGAGAAUUCUAUAUUCCAGAUUUCAUCUUCUGAUGAGGGUCGUGAUAUGUGGCAAGUAUACUUGGACAUGAAAGACUAUGCUACUGCACUGUCUCAUUGUCGUAAUUCCUUCCAGAGGGACCAAGUCUAUCAAGUGCAGGCUGAUACUGCAUUCAAUACAAAAGAGUACUAUAUAGCAGCUUCCUUCUAUGCAAAGAUGAAUUAUAUCCUAUCAUUUGAGGAGAUCAGCUUAAAAUUUAUAUCUGUUGGUGAGCAGGAUGCUCUCAGGACUUUCUUGUUGAGAAGGCUUGAUAACCUAACUAAAGAUGACAAGAUGCAGAUUACGAUGAUCUCGACUUGGGCUACUGAGCUGUACUUGGACAAGAUUAAUCGCCUCCUGUUGGAAGAUGGCACAGGAACCAGUUCAAAUGCUGCAGCAGAGUCUAAAGACUCAGAAUAUCGUUCAAUAGUAACUGAAUUCCGUGCAUUCCUAAGUGAUAGCAAAGAUGUAUUAGAUGAGGCAACAACAAUGAGACUGUUGGAAAGUUAUGGGAGAGUGGAUGAGCUGGUUUAUUUUGCUGGUUUAAAGGAGCAAUAUGAAAUUGUGGUUCAUCAUUAUAUUCAGCAAGGAGAAGCAAGAAAAGCAUUGGAAGUUCUUCAACGACAUAAUGUUCUAGUAGAACUUGUGUACAAAUUUGCUCCAGAUUUAAUCAUGUUAGAUGCUUAUGAAACUGUUGAAUCAUGGAUGAUGGCAAGAAAUAAGUUGAAUCCAGGGAAGCUUAUACCGGCAAUGAUGCGUUAUGUGAGCGAACCACAUGCCAAGAACGAAACACAUGAAGUUAUCAAGUACUUGGAAUUCUGUGUCAAAGAUUUGAACAAUGAGGAUCCCGGAGUGCAUAAUUUGUUGCUCUCACUAUAUGCCAAGAAGGAGGAUGAGUCUCAGCUUUUGCAAUUCUUGGACACUAAGUUUGGUAAAGGACAAACAAAUGGCCCCGAUUUCUUUUAUGACCCCAAGUAUGCUCUGCGUCUAUGUCUUCAAGAGAAGAGAAUGCGUGCUUGUGUUCGUAUCUACAGCAUGAUGUCCAUGCACGAAGAAGCUGUUGCACUUGCAUUGAAGGUGGACUUGGAGCUUGCAAAGGCAGAGGCAGAUAAAGUUGAAGAUGAUGAAGAGCUUAGAAAGAAACUGUGGCUUAAGGUUGCAAAGCAUGUCAUUGAGCAAGAGAAAGGAGUCAAGAGAGAGAACAUAAAGAAAGCUAUAGAAUUCCUAUCAGAGACUAACAACUUGUUGAAGAUUGAGGAUAUCCUGCCAUUUUUUCCAGACUUUGUAUUGAUUGAUGACUUUAAAGAGGAAAUAUGCAAAUCUCUCAAGGACUAUGACAGCCAAAUUGAGCAGCUGAAACAGGAGAUGGAUGAUGCUACUCGAGGGGCAGACAACAUCAGAAGUGACAUCGGUGCCCUUGCUCAGAGAUACACUGUAAUUGAUCGUGAGGAGGAAUGUGGGGUGUGCAAGCGCAAAAUAUUGACUGCUGGAGGAUUGCACCAGGUAGGAAGAAGCUAUACAUCUGCUGGACACAUGGCCCCCUUUUAUGUGUUCCCUUGUGGACAUGCCUUUCAUGCGAAUUGUUUGAUUGCACAUGUAACUCGUUGUAGGAGCCAAGAGCAAGCUGAAAAAAUACUGGACCUCCAAAAGCGACUUAGCCUAAUGGACAGAAAAGCAGCAAAGGACAAUGGUGGAAACAUGAAUGGUGAAUCUGUCAUCAGCACGACGCCAAUUGACAAGUUGAGGUCCCAGUUGGAUGAUGCUGUAGCGAGCGAGUGCCCCUUUUGUGGCGAUUUGAUGAUCAAGGAGAUCUCAUUGCCUUUCAUUCUCCCUGAAGAAUCUGAUGAAAAGGCUUCAUGGGAAAUUAAGCCGCAGCCAACGGGUCAGAAGAUUCUUCCAAUGACCAUGUCGAUAUGAUGCUAUGAUUAGUAAAAACCUGAGAUGGAGUAGAAUGUUUCUUGAGUUAGUGUGAAUUUUGUAAUGCUACAUAUACUCUUUUAUAUCCAAUUUCUGGCUGGGUGACUCUGGUUUUUUAUGAUUGCCCAGCUCGUGUAUCUUCCUCGAUCAUCUGACGGGUAGAACACUGUUAUCUAGAACAUUGUGGCUGCUCUGUCAAUAGUUUGUGAUUUGUGUAUAGAAAUAACAUCAGCUUCCACUGCACUUGGGCACU